Messenger RNA from Penicillium angulare, 1077 nucleotides. RefSeq names its product D-isomer specific 2-hydroxyacid dehydrogenase family protein. Gene Ontology annotation, molecular function: NAD binding. Lineage: Eukaryota; Fungi; Ascomycota; Eurotiomycetes; Eurotiales; Aspergillaceae. Bases 1 to 1077 code for a protein of 358 amino acids. The transcript has 4 exons. The record is from RefSeq and is a predicted model, not a curated record.
AUGGGCGAGGCACCACCACCACAGGAGCAUGUGCUUAUUGCUAUCCAGCAGGAAAUGCCUGAGCCAGUCGAGCUAUGGGUUCGUGGGAAAUUUGCAGAUGCAGAAGUAACAAUUCAUAAUUCUUCCAAGGGGAAGGUUCCAUCUGAGUUAUUCCGCAGAGCAACAAUCCUGGUGACAUUUGUUGAUGUCCCUGAAAUAGAGGAUUCACACAAUCUCAAAUUGAUACAUACCCUGUCUGCGGGUCUGGAUCAUCUCGUCAACAACCCAGUCCUUAAAGAGACCAAAAUCCCACUCACCACCAGUUCCGGGAUUCAUGGCCCCCCAAUUUCAGAAUGGGUCAUUCUGAACUGGCUUGUUGCCUCCCGGAACUAUGCUAUCAUCCACGAAGCCCAGAAGGCUCACAAGUGGGAGCGAGAUUUCCCAUGGAUGCAGAAAAGCUUCGACCAGGUCGGCAAAAAAGUCGGCAUUCUUGGCUACGGAAGCAUCGGAAGACAAAUUGCACGCGUCUCCCAGGCUAUGGGCAUGACUGUCCACGCCUAUACGGCUUCGCCCCGCCCAACACCCGAAUCUCGACACGAUGAUACAUACAUCGUCCCGGGCACUGGAGACCCAGAGGGCCUUAUCCCCGUAUCAUGGCACCACGGUACAGGCAAAGAAGCAGUUCACGAAUUUCUUUCGUUGGGUCUAGAUCACCUUGUUGUCUCUGUUCCGUUGACACCGUCAACAACGCAUCUUCUCGGCGCCGAAGAGUUUGCCAUUCUAUCGAAAAAUAGCAAGAAUCCAUUUCAAAGGCCCUACGUGACUAAUAUCGCCAGGGGCAAGGUCUUGAAACAGGAUGCAUUGAUUGAAGCCUUGAACUCAGGUGUGUUGAGUGGUGCCGCGCUUGAUGUUACGGAUCCGGAACCUUUGCCGUCUGAUCAUCCGCUUUGGGAUGUGCCGAACGUGCAGAUUAGUCCGCACAUUAGUGGAGCUGGAAAGGAUUAUCUUCCGCGGUCUUUUGAUAUUUUGCAUGUCAAUUUAGAUCGGAUUAAGAGGGGGUUACCUUUGAUUAAUGCUUAUAAGCGGGGCAAUGCAUAA